AUGGGCGAGGACCACGCGCCCCUCGACCCCGAAGACCUAGCCUCCUACGACAUCGACCCAGCAGAGUCGCGCGCGUUACUCCGCACCCUCGACUGGCACAUUGCCCCCGUGUGCAUGGUGCUGUACCUGGUCGCUUUUCUCGACCGGUCCAACAUUGGUAAUGCGGCUGUGGGCGGCAUGGUCAAAGACCUCAACUUUCCUUCCAACGGUCUGUCGGUCGCAACCUCCAUUUUCUACGUUACGUAUGUGGUCUUUGAGACCCCGGCGACGAUGUUGCUCCGCACGCUCCGGCCCAGCCGCAUGGUCCCCACGUUCAUGAUCAUCUGGGGCGGUGUGGUCAUCGGCAACGGCUUUGCAACAAACUACGCGACCGUGGUUGCGUGUCGUCUUCUACUGGGUAUCUGUGAGGCUGGGCUGUUCCCCUCGCUCGUGCUGUACAUGACCUCGUUUUACCAGCGCGAGGAGCUGGGCCUGCGCACGUGCUACCUCUUCAUUGCAGCGUGUCUCUCGGGAGUUGUCGGUGGUCUCAUCGCGACGGGAUUCCUCAAGAUGGAUGGCCUGCGAGGCCUCGCGGGCUGGCGCUGGCUCUACAUCAUCGAGGGCGCGCUUACGAUUGUGGUCGGUAUAGGGUCGUUCUUCGCCAUCGCAGACCGUUACGAGACCGCAUCGUACCUCUCGGAGCGCCAAAAGUUCCUCAUGAGGGUCCGCCACGCCAAGGCGGCCGUCUACUCGCGGGACGAGGGCUUCAGCUGGAACGAGUUCCGGCGCUACACCCGCGACCCUAUGAUCUAUCUCUCCGGUUUCGUACUGCUGUGCAUGGACACAUGCAUGUACGGCUUCUCCACAUUCCUUGUUGUUAUCAUCAACGGCCUCGGCUACUCUCCCAUCGUGAGCCAAGCCCUCUCUGCCCCAGUGUACGGCUGGGCUGCUAUCGUCUACCUGUUCGGCGCCCUCGCUUCCGACCGCUACUCUGUUCGAUACAAGAUUAUCCUCCCACUCAGCCUCGUCACGAUUGUGGGAUACGCCAUCCUCCUCGCAAACCCUGCCAACCUCGGCGCGCGGCUGUUUGCUUGCUUCCUCGCCGGCAUGGGAAUCUACAUCUGUGUAGGUCUGCAGGUCACGUGGCUCGGCCAAAACAUGGCUGGCUACCGCAAACGCAGCUUUGCCAUCGGUAUCCAACUGACCAUGGGUAAUAUUGGCGGAGUUAUCGCCGGUCAGAUUUACCGUACCAACCAUAAGCCAGCUUACAAGCUGGGCCACGCGGCGUCGCUGGGGUUCUGGGCUGUCGCGAUUCUGGCUACCACUUUGCAGUUCUACGUGUGGCGCAGGCGUAACGUCCACCGUGAGGCUCUUACAGCGGAGGAGAAAGCUGAGAAAGACGAGCGUGGUGUCACGGGCGACCACCAUCACGCUUUCCGCUAUGUUUUAUAG
Messenger RNA from Cutaneotrichosporon cavernicola, 1431 nucleotides. RefSeq lists its product as uncharacterized. Bases 1 to 1431 code for a protein of 476 amino acids. Gene Ontology annotation, molecular function: transmembrane transporter activity. The record is from RefSeq and is a predicted model, not a curated record. The transcript has 4 exons. Gene Ontology annotation, biological process: transmembrane transport. Gene Ontology annotation, cellular component: membrane. Lineage: Eukaryota; Fungi; Basidiomycota; Tremellomycetes; Trichosporonales; Trichosporonaceae.